This is a messenger RNA of Glossina fuscipes, 1715 nucleotides long. RefSeq names its product adapter molecule Crk (gene Crk). Bases 738 to 1643 code for a protein of 301 amino acids. Lineage: Eukaryota; Metazoa; Arthropoda; Insecta; Diptera; Glossinidae. The transcript has 2 exons. Gene Ontology annotation, molecular function: protein binding. The record is from RefSeq and is a predicted model, not a curated record.
CAUUGAUUUAUAUUAUGCAUAAAAAGUUGACGCAAUGAUUUGUACAAUUACGAGAUGGUAUAUAUGGCAUAUAUAUCGCUAAAAAUUCUUUUUUUCAUUAAGAAUAGAUUGGGUGCAAAAUAACAUUAUACUAUGUACGUUUAUAAGGAUGACAAUUUCUAAUAUCAUGCUCCCAAUAAGAUGAAGAACCACAGCUUUCGAAUUGCACAUAGUUCAAAUAAUUUAAUUGCUGCCGGACAAUAAUCAAUUCGUAAUAAUAAAAACGAUCUUGCUGGUAAUACUGUAUUGAAAAAUUCACAUUGUUACAAAAAAUGGUACUAUCACACAAAGAGUAAGAAAAGCCACAAUAUAAAAAGAUACAUUUCAUAUUUAUGUGCAUAUGUAAUACACAUUUUUGGUGAUCGUGUUCAUUUGUUUGGAUAAGUUUUUUAAUGUUCGGCUAGAAAAAAGUAAAUAUGUACCAACUUUAAGUGCGUAAAAUGUGUGCAAAAAGAUACAUAGUUCCUGCGUGGUCAGGAGACGGCCAUCUUUGAGUUCAACAAGAUUGUCUAAAUUUACAAACAAUACGGAAGUCAUUUUAGUUAAUAUUGUCAUCGAAAAAGCGAACUCAAAACAAAAUAAUAAUAACAAAACUCAAGGCCAAGUGGUAAAGAAUACAUCCAUAUAUAUAUAUAUACAUAUAUAUCAGAACAGAAAGUACCUUUUCGAGAGUAAAUAAAACAUCGGAGAAUUUUAUAAUGGAGGCCCUUGACGUUGCUGCUUUUGAUGUAACUGAUAAAGAUAGCUGGUACUUUGGCCCCAUGUCCCGCCAAGAUGCGACCAAAAUAUUGAUGAAUGAACGUGAGCGCGGUGUUUUCCUGGUGCGCGACAGUAAUUCGAUUAUUGGUGACUACGUGUUAUGUGUAAGAGAAGACACAAAAGUAAGCAACUACAUUAUAAACAAGGCUCAGCAAAACGAUCAAAUUGUUUAUCGUAUUGGAGAUCAGUCAUUUGAAAACUUGCCAAAACUUUUAACAUUCUAUACGUUACAUUAUUUGGAUACCACACCAUUGAGGCGGCCAGUUGCUAAAAAAACUGAACUUGUUAUAGGGAAAUUCGAUUUUGAAGGAAUGGAUCAAGAUGACCUGCCAUUUCGCCGUGGAGAAGUACUGACCGUUAUACACAAACAUGAAGAUGAAUGGUGGACAGCUAAAAAUGCAAUGGGUAAAAUUGGUCAAAUACCUGUUCCCUAUAUUCAAAAGUACGAUGAAAGCUCUGAAGACAAUUUUAUCGAGCGACCAUCAUCUGGUAACGGGAAUAAUUGCGGCAGCUCAAACAAUAUCGUCAAACAAUCUAGAACUUUGCCAAGCAUGGAGAAUGUUCCAGUAAUUUUACAAAAAUCGGACCUCAAUCGAAAACUGCCGGCUUAUGCUCGUGUGAAACAGGCUCGUGUUCCCAACGCCUAUGAUAAGACCGCUUUAAAACUAGAAGUCGGAAAUAUUAUUAAAGUUACCAAAAUGAAUAUCAACGGACAAUGGGAAGGUGAAUUAAAAGGGAAAAAAGGCCAUUUUCCAUUUACCCAUGUGGAAUUUGUUGAUGAUUGCGAAUUAAAAGCUAAUAAUCAAACUUUUUCUGAGCAAACAGAAACACAUGAUAUUAAAUAAUGGUUCAAGUAAAAAAAAAAAAACGAAAAUGAAUAUAUAAGGCGAUAUUUCAACAAUUGUAAAGUUUCAUGU